GAAAAGAUCGAUGUGAAAGGGAUCCAAUAUGGCCGUCUUUGUUUAGUGAAAGAGCGUGAAUCGAGAAAUUAAUCGUAUUUUUUUCGGGAAUAUCAAGAUGGCAGAAGACCCAAUGGGAGGUCCAGUUGGGCCAAUGCCAGGACCACCUCCUCAUCCUGGCAUGCAAGCACCUCAACCAAAUAUGCCUACUCAGCAACAAGGUCCUCCUGGGCCACCACAACAAAUGCCACACGGCCCACCAAAUCCUGGUCCAGCUCCUAGCCCAGGGCCAUAUGGUCCACAAGACAACAUGCAGUUGUUGCAGCGGGCUUUAUCAUCUAUGGAAGAAAAAGGCAUGCAGAAUGAUCCACGAUAUAAUCAUCUUGUUGCCGUGGCAAACAGAGCUAAACAGCAUAUACCACAGCAUCCUAAUAUGGGACCAGGCCCACCUAUGGAAGGUCCUGGACCAGAUCCAUCCCAAGUUGGUUAUGGCGGAAACAUGAAUGGCAACAGACCUCAGCAUGUUCAGGAUCCUCAACAAUCGCCACAUCAUCCACCACCACCACCACAACAACAGCAGCAGCAACAUCCGGGUAUGACCGGACCACCCAAACCAACCCCAUUCAAUCCAGUACAAGUCCAUCAGUUGAAAGCACAAAUUAUGACUUACAAAUUGAUGGCAAGAAAUCAACCAAUUCCUGAAAACUUGCGUCUGGCAGCACAAGGUAGACAUUCACAAAUGCCACCACAGCAGCAGCAGCAGCAACAGCAGCAGCAGCAACAGCAAUACCAAAGACCACCAGGAAUGGCCGGACCAGGUCAGAUGGGUGGUGGACCAGGUCAAAUGGGUGGUGGACAGCCAGGAAAUGGUCCACAAGGCCCUUAUUUUGAGGGAGGUCAACAACAGUGGGGACCACAGAAAAUGGGUGCCAACAGAGCAGGAGCUACACAGGGGCAAAAAAUGUUUAAUUCACCACACAAACAACAACAACAACAUGCACCGAUGCCUGCUCAUCUCCCACCACAACAACCACAUCCGCAACAACAACAGCCGGACACUGAGCAAGAUCACCAACGUCCCACUGCACCCACAAAUCAACAAGUUCCAACAGUUAUGACGCUGCCUCCAAAACAAAACCGCUUCGCACCUGUCGGUAAACCUCAAGGUAUUGAUCCAGUGGAUGUGCUUCAUGAAAGAGAACAUAGAAUGGCACAGAGAAUAGCAUAUCGCGUCCAGGAAUUACAGACGCUGCCUGGUUCUCUCCCAGAAGAUCUCAGAACCAAGGCCAUGAUAGAGCUUAGAGCAUUGAGAUUGUUGAAUUUUCAACGACAGUUACGUCAAGAGGUAGUUACCUGCAUGAGGCGUGAUACAACUUUGGAGACUGCCCUGAACUCAAAGGCGUAUAAACGUAGUAAGCGGCAGACAUUACGUGAAGCUCGAAUCACUGAGAAGCUGGAGAAGCAACAGAAAAUGGAGCAAGAAAGAAGAAGACGACAAAAACAUACGGAGUAUUUGAAUAGUAUUAUGCAACAUGCCAAGGACUUCAAAGAAUACCAUCGUAAUGUACAGCAAAAAACAAAUAAAGUCAGCAAAGCAGUGCAGGCCUACCAUGCCAACACAGAACGGGAACAGAAAAAAGAAAGUGAGAGAAUCGAAAGAGAAAGAAUGCGUCGACUUAUGGCGGAGGAUGAAGAGGGGUACAGGAAGCUGAUUGAUGAAAAGAAAGAUAAGCGAUUGGCUUACUUGCUUACUCAGACUGAUCAAUAUAUCGUCAGUCUAACAAACCUAGUAAAAGAACACCAAGACUCGCUGAAGAAAAAGAAACAGAAAAAAGUGAAAAAGAAGAAGCCAGAGGGGCCAGAUAUGAUUGACGAAAGCAGCCAGUUCAGCGAUAUUCCAGUGAAUGUGAUUGAGACAGCAACAGGACGAUUGCUGCUUGGAGACGAAGCUCCAAGAGCCAACCAAUUAGAAGCCUGGUUAGAAAUGAAUCCUGGUUAUGAAGUUGCACCAAGAGAUGAUGAGGAUGACUUAGAAAGUGGUGAAUCAGGCGAGGAUGAUGAAGGAGGAGAUGGUGAAGAUGAGAAUGAUGAAGAUGAGGACGAAGAUGGAGAAGAACAGAAAUUGCCAGAUGAAGAAAACAGAACUGUUAUAAAAUCUGCCUUGGAAGAUGACGAAUACAAAGUGGUAAAUCCUGAUGUAACAGAGUUUGCCACAUACUAUAAUAUGGCACAUAGAAUCCAAGAAGAAGUAACUAAACAACCAGACAUGUUAGAAAAUGGCACUUUGAAAGCAUAUCAGAUCAAAGGUCUUGAGUGGAUGGUGUCUUUGUACAACAACCAUCUAAAUGGCAUAUUGGCUGAUGAGAUGGGCCUGGGUAAGACUAUACAAACAAUUGCUCUGGUUACAUAUUUAAUGGAGACAAAGAAAAUGACUGGACCGUUUCUUAUUGUUGUGCCACUUUCAACGUUAUCAAACUGGGCCAUGGAGUUUGAUAAAUGGGCUCCCUCUGUGAUUAAGAUUUGCUAUAAAGGUUCUCCUUUAGUACGUCGUUCUCUCAUGUUCCAGCUUCGUGGUGGACGCUUCAACGUACUCUUGACGACAUAUGAAUAUGUUAUGAAAGAUAAAGCCACACUAGCAAAGAUUCGUUGGAAGUACAUGAUAGUGGAUGAAGGUCACAGGAUGAAAAACCAUCAUUGUAAGCUAACACAGGUGUUAAACACUCAUUACAUGGCUCCUCAUAGAAUUCUGCUAACUGGCACACCUUUACAAAAUAAACUUCCUGAGUUGUGGGCAUUGUUGAACUUCCUCCUGCCAACAAUCUUCAAGUCUUGUAACACAUUUGAGCAGUGGUUCAAUGCUCCGUUUGCCACAACUGGUGAGAAGGUGGAGUUAAAUGGUGAGGAGACUAUUUUGAUUAUUCGACGUUUACACAAAGUCUUGAGGCCAUUCUUAUUGAGGAGGCUUAAAAAAGAAGUGGAAUCACAGCUGCCAGAAAAGGUGGAGUAUGUCAUGAAGUGUGACAUGUCAGCAUUACAGCGUGUCUUAUAUCGUCAUAUGCAGCGAAAUGGAGUGCUUCUCACAGAUGGCUCUGAAAAAGACAAAAAGGGUAAAGGUGGCACCAAGACUUUAAUGAACACUAUAAUGCAGUUGAGAAAGCUGUGUAAUCAUCCGUUUAUGUUUCCACAGAUUGAGGAAGCAUUCUGCGAACAUCUCGGUCAAACUGGUGGCAUAGUACAAGGAGCAGAUCUGUAUCGAUCAUCUGGUAAAUUUGAGUUAUUGGAUCGUAUACUACCCAAGUUGAAAGCAUGUAAUCACAAGGCACUGCUCUUCAGUCAGAUGACCACACUCAUGACUAUCUUAGAAGACUAUUUUGCUCACAGAGGAUUCCGUUACUUACGUUUGGAUGGAACUACAAAGUCAGAUGACAGAGCCAAACUAUUAGAAAUGUUCAACGCUCCCGGUUCUCCUUAUAACAUAUUUUUACUGAGUACCAGAGCUGGUGGAUUGGGUCUUAACCUGCAAGCAGCUGACACUGUCAUUAUAUUUGAUAGUGACUGGAAUCCACAUCAGGAUUUACAAGCCCAGGACAGAGCACAUAGAAUUGGUCAGAAGAGCGAAGUACGAGUACUACGUCUCCUCACUGUCAACAGUGUAGAGGAGAAGAUCCUAGCUGCUGCCAGAUAUAAACUGAACGAUGAGAAUGAAGUCCCAGAUGACGAGACAAUCAACCAGAUGAUAGCUCGAACUGAAGAUGAAUUUGAUAUGUUCCUGCGUAUGGAUAUUGAUCGUCGACGUCUGGAAGCACGUGCAGUUAAACGUAAGCCUAGAUUGAUGGAGGAGGAUGAAUUGCCGGGAUGGAUUCUUAAGGAUGACAUUGAGGUGGAAAGACUGGCAUUUGAAGAGGAAGAAGGCAAGAUAUUUGGUCGGGGAUCCAGACAGAGGAAAGAUGUGGAUUAUAGCGAUCAACUUACAGAAAAACAGUGGCUGAAGGCGAUUGAGGAAGGAAACCUUGAUGAGAUUGAAGAGAAAAGACGCUAUAGGAAGUCAAAGAAACAUAAACAUCGGCAUGAUGAUGAUGGGGGGAUGAAGAAAGAGAAAAAGAGGAGAGGACGGCCGCCCAUUGAGAAGUUGUCGCCUAAUCCACCCAAACUUACAAAGCAGAUGAAGAAGCUGGUUGAUGCUGUUAUAAAUUACACUGAUAAUAAUGGUCGGCCACUGUGUGGAGUGUUUAUGCAGUUACCUCCAAGACGUGAAUUGCCGGAUUACUAUGAUAUGAUAAGGAAACCAGUUGAUUUUAAACGUAUCAAGGAGCGUAUAAAGAACCACAAGUAUCGAUGUCUUGAUGAUUUAGAGAGGGAUGUCAUGUUGUUGUGUAAAAAUGCACAGACUUAUAAUGUGGAAAGUUCUCAAAUUUAUGAAGAUUCUAUUGUUAUACAGUCUGUGUUUACUAACGCUCGUGAGAUGUUAGAACAUGGUAGUAUGCCGUCUCCUGAAUCAGCGUCCCGUGACAAUAGUGAUGAUGACGAUGAGGAUGAUGAUGAUGAUGACGAUGAUGGUGAUGGAGAUGAUGAAGAUGGUAUCGGAUCCGAUAGUGAAUCUCGCUGUUCAUCUGUUCGAGUGAAAAUCAAGAUUGGUAAAAGUGACAAAAGCAGCAGGGGCAAAGAAAAAGAGAAGAAAAAGCGUAAACCAGGUCGGCCUCGUAAAGCUGUUGUCAGCGAUGAUGAUGAUAUGAGUGAUACCAACGAUAAUAAUCCGAGUGAACCUGCUGACUCUGAGAAUGAUUCUGAUGAUGCCACACCUGAUUCUUCUAGAGCUUCUUCGCGUGUAGCGUCACCAGCACUCGGACAUAAAAAACGGUGAAUGCUUUAGGAUUUUGGAAAAUUCUUAGCAAGAGUAGAAGCUGAUAACUUCUGAUGUCUGCACCCAAAGUUGUAUCCACACCAAAAGCUUUUUUGUUAUACUUUCUGUAAAUCUGCAAGUUCAUAUUGGGAAGUGAAUUUGAAAAUUCACUGUAUAGCCAGUCAGGGCUUUCACUAAAACUUUUCAAGCAGUCAUUUUCCUCAUAACACGCUUACUAUUUUUCCAAACUCAAAGUUCCUCUUAUCCAAAACUAAGGCAUUAUAUUUUUGCCACAUUUGUACAUCAAACUUUGUCAGAAAAUAUUCUGCAAGCAUCUUUCUCAUGACAUUGUUUUUACAGACCAAAGUGUAGUGUAUGGUGCUGAUGUGAACAGUCGGGUGGCUUACUAAUUAAUAGUAUAGUCUGUAGAUCUCUAUGUGUUUAUUUAUUAUUCUUCACAUGUGAAACAUGCAGCCACAAUCUCCCGUUGUAAAGAAUCUUUUUGUUUGUUUUUAAACUGCCAGUGGUGUUCAUAAUACUGCAAUGUCUCAAAAUAGUAUUAACAUGUGAUUAUUGGCAGCUCAGAAAAAUUACCUACAUUGGUAUUUUGGUCCUAGGAUGACGAGACCUUCAAUAUUAGAUAAAAUGAUCAUGGUAGUAAUGUAUAAACUUUUUUUUAUUGGAAAUCAAUUUAUUUACCCAAAUUUUCAGAUCAAUGAAUGAAAUAAGCCAAUAUUAGAGUUCAUUUCUGCUGGAAUUGUAUUUCUGAAAAUGUGUACUGUUGCUUUUUUCCAUAUUUUGUAAUCAUAGAGCAUUGUCAUGAAAUUAUAGCAUUGAUAUCAGUGUUAAUGAUGACUUUAUAAACUAUUGAUGCAUUUUGAUUUCUAUCUAAGGUA
Messenger RNA from Saccoglossus kowalevskii, 5715 nucleotides. Its product is annotated as brahma-like protein. The record is from RefSeq and is a predicted model, not a curated record. NCBI's taxonomy places the organism in Eukaryota, Metazoa, Hemichordata, Enteropneusta, Harrimaniidae. Gene Ontology annotation, cellular component: nucleus. Gene Ontology annotation, biological process: regulation of DNA-templated transcription. Gene Ontology annotation, molecular function: histone binding; ATP binding.